Pygoscelis adeliae (Adelie penguin) is the source of this 4063-nucleotide messenger RNA. It is a transcript of the gene DEPTOR, whose product is annotated as DEP domain containing MTOR-interacting protein. Lineage: Eukaryota; Metazoa; Chordata; Aves; Sphenisciformes; Spheniscidae. Gene Ontology annotation, biological process: negative regulation of TOR signaling; intracellular signal transduction. The coding region runs from base 1 to 1182 and encodes 393 amino acids. The record is from RefSeq and is a predicted model, not a curated record. The transcript has 9 exons. Gene Ontology annotation, molecular function: protein binding.
AUGAGCAGCAUGCAGCAGAAAGCGGCGGAGCUGGAGCACAUGGCCGAGGUCCUGCUCACCGGCGAGCAGCUCCGGCUCCGACUGCAUGAAGAAAAGGUCAUUAAAGAUCGGCGGCACCACCUCAAGACAUACCCGAACUGCUUCGUUGCCAAAGAGCUGAUCGACUGGCUGAUUGACCAUAAAGAGGCCUCCGACCGAGAGACGGCAAUUAAACUGGUGCAGAAAUUACUGGAUCACAGCAUUGUCCACCAUGUCUGUGAUGAGCAUAAGGAAUUCAAGGAUGUCAAACUGUUCUACCGCUUCAGAAAAGACGAUGGGACGUUUCCGCUGGACAAUGAGGUGAAGGUCUUCAUGAGAGGACAAAGACUGUAUGAAAAGCUGAUGAGUUCUGAAAAUACUCUUCUGCAAGCCAGGGAAGAGGAAGGAGUCAAGUAUGAACGGACCUUCGUGGCAUCAGAGUUCAUUGACUGGCUGAUCCAGGAAGGAGAGGCCACGACACGGUCUGAAGCAGAGCAGCUUGGCCGCAGACUUUUGGAGCACGGGAUUAUACAGCAUGUGUCCAGCAAGCACCAUUUUAUGGACAGCAACUUGCUCUACCAGUGCAGAAUGAAUUUCCGCCGGCGGCGGCGAUUAAUGGAGCUCCUCACUGAGAAAUCUCGCUUGAUGCCAGAAAGCCAUGACAGCCCGUUUUGCCUGCGCAAGCAGAACCAUGACAACAGAAAACACACCAGUUUUCUCUCAGUAAGUCCCACCAAGGAGAUAAAGAUCGUGUCGGCAGUACGGAGGAGCAGUAUGAGUAGCUGUGGCAGCAGCGGGUACUUCAGCAGUAGCCCAACGCUCAGCAGCAGUCCCCCUGUGCUCUGCAACCCCAAAUCUGUAUUAAAGAGACCCGUGACUGCUGAUGAGCUCUUGAUGCCUGGAGCCCCAUAUGUAAGAAAAACUUUUACGAUCGUCGGCGACGCGGUGGGCUGGGGCUUUGUGGUGCGGGGGAGCAAGCCCUGCCACAUCCAGGCUGUGGACCCCAGCGGGCCGGCAGCCGCGGCUGGGAUGAAGGUUUGCCAAUUUGUCGUGUCUGUCAAUGGCCUCAAUGUUCUCCACGUGGAUUACAGGACAGUGAGCAACCUCAUCCUGACCGGCCCUCGAACAAUUGUGAUGGAAGUGAUGGAAGAAAUAGAGUCCUGAGAAGGAAAAAACCUCUUACUGCAUAUUUUUGUGAGAGAAAUGGCGACGACCAUGGAGCAGCAUGACACAAGGAGGCAGAACGUUGCUGCGUCUAAAUAGAUGAUUUUGCUUUUAGGGGAGGGGGGCUCUCUUUCAUUUAACAAUAAUAGCACUGGUGAUUAUGCUAAGAAGUGGACAAUAGAUACCAGCAUAUUUUCACUAAGGACUUUCCUUUGCCCGACGGAGACAAGGUUAAGGCCUUUAGGUUUUCUGUCCAGCCAUGCCUGUAUCAGUCAGAACGGUUUCCCACCUAAGAGGCCGUGCAGACUUCCCUCACAGUCCACCAUGGGAUCAAAGCACUUCAGGAGAUGAAAGAACCAAAUACUGUGCGGUCAGGAUGUCACAGAUGGUUUGCAUGACAUAUUUACAUUGGUAAACAUCCUCCUGGUGUCCAGCUUUGUCCCAGGAGCAUGUGCUGCUGCAGUUGCUCUCUCCUUGGGCCGAGAGACAGCUGACUAAAUGCUGGACUGAUUGCAGUCAAACACAAAUGCACUGCAAGUGCAUGAAGAAAAGGUGUUCAUUCUCUCUAGGGAAUACUCUGGUAUGAAUGUUUGGGUUUGACCUAAUACACAGAUUAUUCUAGAAAGAAAAAUAUAAGACCAUGCAAAUGGAAAAGUGUGCGGUACUUUUGCAAAAUCUGGCCUUUGAAAAUUUGCUUAGAUGCCUACGCACUGGUUUAGGUGCUCAAAUAUAAAAUCUUGAUUUUUUUUUUUUUCCUUUUCUGUAAAGGAAAGGUGUCUCAGUCUUGUCGUUUGUCACUUUGGAGAAAUUUUGGACACCUUUAUUCCUGGAAGAAAAAUAUUUGGCGGGUUGAAGUGGGAAAUGCACAGUUAGCAUUAGCGAUGAUACAUCCAGAUGCUCCAGUAGAGAAAGUACACUUCAAAUUGAAGCAAUGUACUUGAACGUACAUUAAGCUUGUUAGCACUUUCCAAUCAUCAAAUGUUUUGCAAACUAUUGACUUGCCACAUGAGUUGCAUUUGACACUAUUACUAAUAAAACAUUGUAUUUAACUGACUCUUACUCUUUUUCAAACAGUAGGAUUUCUUCGUUGAUGAAUUAAUGAAACAAAUCUUUUUUAAAAAUGUAUAUACAAAUGCCAUAUUCUGCUGAGUUAGGUGACUCCUCAGCUCGAUGGUAAUUGGGCUGCAUGGGGUUUUUUUUGAUCUUUGAACUGAAUACAUACAUCCUUGUCCACAAAAUUAUACAUAUAUAUUGCAGACUUUCUCUGCUGUCUAAAUUUUACAAUUAAAGCUCGACUUUCUAUAUGGGCAGACCACAAAUCCUCCAAUUACCAGGUGGGGAAAGUAUUUUUUCCUAAAAUAAUUUUGAAAUAUGUUUUAUAUUAAAAAUUGUUCUCACUAACUACAUUGCUCUUGCAGUAUUUUUUACUCACUUGAACACUUUUACAUCAGAGAUGCAGCAAGUCUUCAAAAUCUCAUAUGCCUGCAGUUUUGUAGGUAGAAGUCCAUGUGUUCUUUGUUUCCGAUAUAGUAUAUCUGUGGUUGAUUUUUCACAGUGAAAACUUCUCAUAUUCCACUAAUAUGCAGCAGCGCAGGGAGGUAUAAAACUGCAACCGCUAACUUAAUACUAACCAGGCACAAAAGUGUUUGGAAGAUUCUUCUAAAGUGUCAUUUAGUAUGACAGUUGUUUAUCCCUAUCGUACCCCCAAAAACUUUGGUACACAUAUACACCCCAUAGCAGGUUAUAUUCUAGAGUUCAUCUAGAAUAGAUAGUUCAGCCCAUAGUGUUAUAUGAGAUGGUAACAACUGUUGAUGGUAUCCACUAAGAACGGUUGGAAAAAAUCCUGUUGUCCCAGAAAUGUGUCAGUAUGCUACAGGUUUUUGAUUUUGUGAAUCCAGGAAUGCUUCCCCAAAUACUUCUAUUUUCUUUUCUUUUUGGCCUGGGUUGUUUUGGUGGCUUGGUUGGUAGAUAGUUUGUACCGCUUUAAAAUAUAAAUUCUACAUGUUAGGCUAGGUUAAAUAUUAAAAUGUGAAGGCUUUUCUUAGCAAAAUGCUAAUGAUUCUCUCUAAUGCCAUCAUGGAUUCUUCUGUCUUACAUCUCUUGCCUUAGUUAAUAUUCUGCUACAAGUUCCCCGUAGCUUACAGAUAAUUAAGAAAGUGGGUCAGAAUUUAGCUUAAUAAUGCAUUACAGAGUGCACUUUAGACUUGAGCAAAAAGAGUGGGGAUGGGGGCAGGGAGAACUCUGUGCAUAUGAUUAUGUUGCAGACUGGAGAUGGCAUUUUCAUUUGCAAGACACAUUAGUCUCUGUCACAAUUUGAGCACCAUUACUUGCUUGCUGUUUAAUGGGGAUUUCCAUAUUGUGUUCUCAACUUGAUUGGCAAUCCAGAAUGUAAUUAAUUCUUUCCCUCUUCAAUGUGACAAUGGUAUUCAAAUUAUCUUUGCAAUGAAAUUUUGUAUUUUGGAAAAAAGGAUGCGAAGUUAACAAUUAAGCUAUAAAAUGUAUCAUUUCCAAUUAAAUUGCAGUUUGUCUGCACAUAGUGAUACAUCCCCUCUGAGACAUCCCAUAGGAGUCAGUGUCACACUUUCAUGCACUUCAGAGGGCACAGAAUUUUGAACAUACCUUUCAAAAUACCUUGCUUUCUGCAAAGUACCAAGGGACAUGUAAGAUUAUUCGCAGAAGUGAGGCAUUUCAAGAGAUGCAUGAAUAUCACAGUGUGGACUGAAGCAAGAAACCAGAAAGGAGAAAGCCCCUGUCAUCAGCAGUAAUAACUUUGUUAAGAAGAUAGGCAUUUUUGUAAGACUUACUCUCUUGUGUGAUUGCAUUUUUGGUUACUAUAGAUCUUGUGAGAUCCUCUAAUAAAUCUUUAUGCCUUAAUAACACA